Messenger RNA from Octopus sinensis (East Asian common octopus), 4790 nucleotides. Its product is annotated as condensin-2 complex subunit D3-like. The record is from RefSeq and is a predicted model, not a curated record. NCBI's taxonomy places the organism in Eukaryota, Metazoa, Mollusca, Cephalopoda, Octopoda, Octopodidae. Gene Ontology annotation, biological process: meiotic chromosome condensation; mitotic chromosome condensation. Gene Ontology annotation, cellular component: condensed chromosome, centromeric region. Gene Ontology annotation, molecular function: histone binding. The coding region runs from base 63 to 4592 and encodes 1509 amino acids. The transcript has a single exon.
GAGCGAAUCUAAAGGAAAGGGAAGCGGUUGAGAGAUAUGAAAACGAGGCUAGAAUUCAAACUAUGGCGGGCAUCGAACAAAUUAUCGCGAUUCUAAACGAUUUGCCUCUUGAUCAACUGGAAGAUAGCUGGGUAAAGUCGGCAUGGGAAAAAGAUUUCGUUGAAUUAGACACUAUUCCGGAGGAUUUGAUAAUCGAUUUAGAAGAGAGCAACUUCUACAUCGAAGAUCUGCUUAAACUUCAGUCUUCGCUCGAUUGCUGGAUAAACAGAGAAACAAACGAGGUUAGUUUUUGGACUGUUCUGGUUGAAAGUGAUGUUUCCUACAAACAUUUCAUCGCUUAUCUGGCGUAUUUGAUAGAAUCUGCUUCUUCCAAAGCCAAAGUGGGUGCAACAAAAAGACAUGCGGGUCUGUUGGCUUCUUGCAAUUAUUUUCAACUCGUAUCCAUUGCUGGUAGUGGCGCUUUUAAAAUUUUUAACCCGAUGUUAUUGAACUCGUGCCUGGACGUUUUGCGGAGGUGGACGUCGAGCGCCGGCGCAAACAGAAAACGUAAACUCUCACAAAAGAAUUCUCAGAAGAGUAACCGCGCCAAAAAUCGUAAAUUGAGUAGAAAUCCUUCGGUCGAGAUGGAUGACGAUGACGGGGACGAAGGAAGCGAUGAAAGUGACGGAGAGGAACUUUCUCCGCAAGAUAACAUUAUCCUACAGAAAGCCUUGGUUAGUGCGCUAAAAGCUUUUAUUCAACUUGUUCAGAAUUUUUCUUUGCGUGGAUCCGAUUCUUCAAUUCACAAAAGCAUCCAAGUUAUGGCCGAGCUUAUCCGUCCCUACGCAGGUUUGGACAACCAUAUUAACCGUACGUUUACUGCUUCCACCGCUAAGUAUCCAGUCGAGUUGGCGUAUGUUGCCUUAAAACAGUUAUGUUCCGGCUUUCAAGGUAACUCAGCUGCCAUCAUCAACGUUGUUUACAAACAACUAAUGAGCAGCAUAUUAAUGCUUGGCCUCAAUAACAAAGUGGUUUUCUCCCAAACAAUUCCUGUUGCUUACGCUCAAUGCCGACUGAAUUCUAUUUCAUUUAUAUGUGACAUUCUUCAUCAGCACAAAGAUUCAGCAAUGAAGUCUGCGAGGACUUUAAUUCAACAUUUAUGUAUUAAAACUCCAGACAAAACAGAUUAUAGAAGCAAAGUGGCAGAAUCUAUUUUGACUAUAAUGGAUGCUUUUGACAAAACCAGUUAUGCCGAAAUGAUAAAAUGGGUUGGUGUGUUGAUAAGUACUUCGAAAACUAACAACCGAAUGAUGGCUCUUGAAAUUUUUUCGUUGUUGCUUUCGAAAACUGAGAUAGAGUCAGUAGAUGUUCCUGCCGAUCUACAAGAAUAUUUAAAACAUAAGCAUUAUAUCGGUUACGUUGUUGACCGCUGUUCCGACAAUUCUUCAUCAGUCCGUUCAAGAGCAAUUGUAAUCUUUUCCCAGUGUGUAGGGUCGAGGAAUCAAAAAGUUGUAAAUGCGUGCCAAAGUUUGUUUACGCCACAAAAUGAAGAAUAUGACAGCAAGCCUUCAAAUUUAGAAAGUCUUCCAAAUUUAGAAAUUGACAAUGUGACUCCAAUUUCAGACUCUGAAAAUAAUAAAACUCCUAAUCAAGGUAUUGUCUUCACUGGACAGACACCGUUUGUCAACUUGGAUUUUAGUCCUGUUGAUAAUAAUCUUUCUGAUAAUUAUGGUGUUCUUUCAAUGCUUAAAAGGAGAUCAUCAGAUGAAAAAGUUUUUGUGAGGAAAUCAGCUCUUCAGGCUUUUGAAAGUCUUGUACGGUUGCUGCAGAACGACUGCCAAAUGGGUGUAAAUAUUUUGGAGGAAAGAUGCCGAGACCCAUCUUUGUCUGUUCGGAAGCAAGCUAUGCAGUCGCUCAGCUCCCUUCUAUUUGAUUUACCAACAUGCUAUUUCAUUCAGAAAGCUUGGCUUAAUGGAGUUUUACCUUUAAUUUUGGAUUGUGAAACUACUUUACAAGAAAAAUGCAUGAAGUGCCUCGAAGAAGUCCUCCUUCAGAAUCUGUGUACAUAUAAUAGGUCUCUAUCAAGUCAGUACCAGUUGACAUGGAGUUUAUUACAAAUAAUGGCCGGAGAAGAGGAAGAAAGCCUUCGGCGAUAUUUCCAACGAGCUGUUAGCCAGUGGGCAAGGUUGAAACUGAUCAAAGUGUUUCACAUCAAUGUGCUUAAAACUCACGUAGGUACUGAACAUAACAAUGCAGCUUGGAUGAUGCUUUCAGAACUUUCAACUGCAAAAGUAAAAUUUGAUUGCUCUUUUGUAGUUCAGUUUUGGAAUGAAAAUUGUUCAUUAGAUAGUGGCAAUGAGAGUACAUCAACUUGUAAAUAUGUUUUGAAAGUUUUAUUGAAUGUGGCUGAAUCAGUGCCUUUUGAAGAGAAGCAAAAACUUGUAGCUGACCUCAGCAAGCGUUUGUUGCAAUUCGGUUCUCCUAUCGACUUAAUUUCUAUGACUAUGGCAACCAUCAAGAAACUAACUGAAGACAAUAAAUUUGAGAAAAACAAGUUGAAAACGUUAUGCCAGGACAUUCUGAAAGCUUCUGAUAAAUAUUUAUCCAAAUUAAUUUUGUCUGAAAAAGAAAAUACUGCUGUUGAUGAAGAAAAAGUUAUUUGUCAUUUGUUUACUCUUGGAGAAGUUUGUCAACUUCAUCCAGCAUAUCCCAUCAAACAUAUUUUGUUAGUAGUACAGAGCAUUAUUGCUUCUCCUUGCAUUUCGGAUUUUGUAUUGAAAUGUUCCCAAGGAUCAGUCGCCUCCCAAACAAAUGGUCUUGAUAAUUUAUCUAAAACAAAGUCAGGUAAAAAUCAUGAAACUUUGCUUCAUUUUGCCGGUUCCAAGUUAAGCAGUCGUGUGAGAGGGCAUGCAUUCAUUACACUCGGAAAAUUCUGCCUUCAGAACGAAGAUCUUGCAAAAAAGUGUGUUGCAGCACUUGUACGAGAACUGGAAACAUCAUCAGAAGAAGCCAUCCGCAACAACGUGGUCUUUAUUUUGUGUGACCUGUGUAUACGAUACACUACCCUUGUCGAUCAGUAUAUUCCCAAGGUAGCAACAUGUCUCAAUGACGUUUCUCCUUUGAUCAGGAAACAAACCAUGACGUUACUCACCAUGCUCAUCCAGGAAGAUUAUCUGAAAUGGAAAGGUCCACUGUUCUAUCGUUUCAUCACAACUUACUUAGAUGAACAAAUAGAACUGCAAAAGUUCUCCGAGUUUUGCUUUGUUCAUUGUCUGUUGGUUCGUAAUCCAAACAUCAUGUUCUAUCAUUUUAUUGAAUGCAUAUUUUACUUCAAUCGUUACCAGAAACAUCCGAUGUAUAACAGAUUUACCCAAGAUCAAAACAACAAAAACAGCCUUGAUCUACGUGGAAAAUCCAAAUUUGAUCUACGGUGGCGUCUUUACACUUUUAUGCUUCAACACAUGACUGAUGAGCAUAAAAUCAACUUAUCUGGAAAACUGAAUCAGGAAAUCCUAGCAGGAGUUGUUGAUGGAAUCAUUGAACUUGAUGAAGACGGAACUACAGUGUUGCAGGAUUCUUUAACCAUCCUUGGUAGUAAAGAAAUCAAAAUAUCUUUAAUUGUCAACAAACAAAAUGAAGGUAACAUGGACGAAGAGGAAAUGGCUGCUGCUGUUAUUGCAAAAAUGAACAAAAAUCUUAUUUCAAAAGUGAUGAAGAAAAAUUUGAUAGAAAAUAUAGUUCCGAUUGUUACGUCACUAAAACUUGUCUUAGAAACUAAACGGUCUCCAGUGUUAAAAGAGCUGAUGUUGUAUCUCCGAGAACUCAUUAAAGAUUUCAAAAGUGAAAUUCAACAGAUUCUUGGUACGGACAAGCAACUUGCUGAUGAAAUCGAAUUUGAUUUACGUAAGUUUGAAGAACAACAACAGCAGCAGCAGCAGCAACAAAAAGAAAAUGAAGAACAACAAGAAAUCGCUCAAAAAUCUCCUUCUCCUGAGCAAGAAUUUGAUGAUGUGAAUAACAAUCGUAACUCAAACCAAGUUCCUGUUUCUGCUGUAAAGCCGGGCAGAAAUUUAGAAACCCUUUCCUUAUCUAAGAAAGCAAUUUUGAAUUCUGCGAAAAAAUCAAUUGAAAGACUUCAGCAAAUUAAUGGAGAAAAGAGGCAGUCUCUUAGAAUAAGUUCUGACAGCUCUACAAACAAUUCUUCAAAAUCAAAACAGGAUGUCAUAAACAGUUCGGAUGAACAGAAUUAUAUGAACCGUGCUAUCAGUACUCCAUUUGUUGCCAGCAGGUCUAAAAAUGUCACAUUUCACUCCGACCAAAACAUUAGUCUGACGCCACCUUCCCCCAUUCGGCACAACUCCCCAAACAGUUUAAGGAAUACAUCUUUUCAGUCAACAAGCUUAAAUUCACUGCAAGACAAUGCUGAGAAUGUCAUCCACCUCAGUUCUCCUUUAAGGAUCCCUGAGGCAAACAAGGUUUGGAACAUUACACCCGGCCGACAUAGAACUAAAUCAGCAAGACUAGCAGCCUCGAAAUGUGAAGACGAAGAUGAAAAUGACAUUAAGAUGGAAGAGCCUGCUACUGCUGUUGCAGGCCAGACACGUCGAAGCUGAUAGACUGAGAUAUAGAACUCUGAAUAGCAAUUAUAGAGUAAUGGAACUGGUUGUAUUAAUCCCCAUUUAAAUUUUUGCUUGUGUGUGUAUGUGAUAUACUUGUAGUGUGGUGUGUGGUAAACUUAUAUAAUAUGUGUGUAUGAUUCACUGUUAGAGCUAUGUAUAUAUAAAAUUUGCUAUUGAAACAGACUGUAUAUA